AUGCUUCCCUUCUUUUUUGUUGUCUCCGCAGCAUCCGUUCCGACUGUCAGAAAACUCGCUGACGUUGAUUUACCUCCGCUGCUAAAUGGGUUAGAAAAUCAAAGCAAAACCACAGGAAGUUAAUCGAUUGGCGCUUAGAUUGCGAGUUGAGUUCGCUGGAAACUGGGUGGGUAGAUCCCUCUGUUUUGUGGGAGUAGGAGGAUCAAAUUUCUUGUUACUAGAAAGUCAGAAUCUUAAACAAAGCAAAAAUGGACAACUCAGCUUUAAACUGUAUGUUCAAACUAAUUGUUUUCCUCUGGAUCGUCCUCCACUGCGACGGUGCCAUCCUGGCCGAUUCCCAGCAGCAGCAAACGUUCCGCAUCAGCCCCAACGACAUCGAGGCUCGCCUCGGAGAGGAGGUGGUCUUGCGCUGCGAGGUGGACCACUUGGCCGGGGAGGUCCAGUGGACCAAGGACGGAUUCGCGCUGGGCUUCACCAACGACAUCGUGGGUUUUCCGCGAUUUUCCCUCAAUCAAAACCACAGCCAGGGCGUUUACAACUUGAGAAUCACGAACACUUCGUACGAUGACGCUGCCAGCUACCAGUGCCAGGUGGGACCCGCCAAACAUAACCGUCCAAUCCGUGCCGGGGCCAAACUGACGAUUCUGGGUUCGCAGAAAGGUCACCGCGGAAUGCACCGUCGAAACUGAGUGCAGUAAUUUUAAU
Culex quinquefasciatus (southern house mosquito) is the source of this 705-nucleotide messenger RNA. RefSeq names its product irregular chiasm C-roughest protein. Bases 249 to 689 code for a protein of 146 amino acids. NCBI's taxonomy places the organism in Eukaryota, Metazoa, Arthropoda, Insecta, Diptera, Culicidae. Gene Ontology annotation, biological process: cell-cell adhesion. The record is from RefSeq and is a predicted model, not a curated record. Gene Ontology annotation, cellular component: cell-cell junction. The transcript has 4 exons. Gene Ontology annotation, molecular function: cell adhesion molecule binding.